GCAGUAGGUGCGUGAGCCCUCGGUUGCUUCACGGUCUCUGUGGUGGGGAGGAAACGAGAGUGAUUCAGGGUGGGAACUUAUAUCAGUCGGCUCUCUUUUCGCCUCUUCCCUAUUUUGCGCAUUCUCCGUCGAGCUCAGCCUGUAUUAGUUACCUCCCUGUGGUCCGGAGACUGGGGAAUCCACCUGCCGGAGAGCAGACACACCUCGGGAUGGAUGCCCUGAAAUCCGCCGGCAGAGCGAUUAUCAAGAGCCCCGGAGUUCCGCGGCACACAUGGGGAACUUCAAAGCACGAAAAGCUGCCGGAGAACUGGACUGACACCAAAGAGACGCUGCUGGAGGGGAUGGUGUUCAACGUGAAGUACCUGGGGAUGACUAUGGUGGGCCAGCCCAAAGGAGAGGACAUGGCUUCAGCUGCCAUCCGCAGAAUCGUUACCACGGCCAGGGCCAGUGCCAAGAAGUUUCGGAAAGUAACUUUGACGGUCUCACCGAAAGGCAUCAUCAUGACGGACACAGAGACUACAGACCUCAUAGAAAAUGUCUCCAUUUACAGAAUCUCGUACUGCACAGCAGAUAAAACUCAGGACAAAGUCUUCGCAUAUGUCUCUCAGAGUCAGUUCAACGAGACCCUGGAGUGCCACGCGUUUCUCUGCCAAAAGAAGAAGAUUGCUCAGGCUGUGACUUUAACAGUAGCCCAGGCCUUCAAGGUAGCACUCGAUCUUUGGGAGAUUGCUCAGGAGGACAAAAGCAAGAAGGCCAGGACUUGCUGUUCUUGUGCAGCCAGCAAAGGGCAGACAGAGACAGCAGACUCUCAGUGUGUUCCAGCAGACCCCGAGGAACACAAGCCGGUUGUGAUGGAGGAGAAGCUCCGGAGGCCCUUCUUUUCCGCUUCACUCAGCUCGCCCUCGCCUCGCAGUAACCCUACUAGAAGACGACCAAUCAAACACGACUCUUGGGAUGUGGAGGAUGGACUCGAUGAUCCGUUUUCAAGCAACAUGGAAGUAGAGGAGAUGGACUCCGACUGGCCGAGUCCUGCUCCCAACCCGUCUCUGACAAUGCAGCUCUGAGUCCCUGGGAGGUCUCCAACCACAAUUUGUGAACAAUCUGCUACAACCAGUAUGAUUAACACACUGGCAAAAUCUGCCCAACGUACAGCACCACAGACAUUGGACUUAAAUGAGACCCCUCAGGCCUGGAGACCAACAACAAACACAGAACAGACCAAACCAUAUCACGCUUCCCGGUGCAUCACCUGAUCGGAGAGGCUCUGUUUGAUUUUCUCUGGCCGCUGCAGAGGGCAGAAUGGACACCCUGAUAUUAGAAACGGCUAUAUCUGUGAAUGUGUGCCAGUAAACACUCCACUCAGACACAUUCAGCCAUACUCAAACUCUUAAAAACUGCCAAAUGAAAGGCACCAUGUGCAACAGCACUGCAAGAUGAGAACCAUCACGUAGACAGAAGAGAUAAAUACCAAGUAUGGAGUCUCCUUAUAAUCCAAAUAUGUAACAAAAACUGUGUGUACAUACAAUAAGACUGUCAUCUCUUCCUGGAAAUGUGAAAGUUAUGUUAAAACAAAGAAGCAUGUAGGAUCCACCUUGGAAAUUACAAUAUUUGGAAUGAAGAUUGAUUUGAUGUUUAGAGAAUGGGGUACAGUGUUUAUUGCCAACAAAUCGAAAUGUAGACGUUUAUUUUAAGGCCCAAAAUUCCCUAAAUACUUACUUUCUGUAUCCAAGGACGUUAACCUCAUCUCUUGGCUUUCCUGUUUUAGUUUGUGGUGAUCAGGUGGGGGGUUACCUCAAAUAAUAAGAACUAUAUCAAACAAAUAGAACUAAAUUAUCUGACGACAGCAUUCACUUUCAUCCACCUGGUGCUCAAAUCUUAACAGGAAUUGGGUAUUUUGAUAACAAACGGAACAGUCACCAUGGAAACUGAGUAAGUUCAUCUGCUGAAGAAGGCCAUGAGAUGUUGAUAAAAGCUUUGGAAGCUCAGGAGUGAAGCUUCAAACUCAAGCAAACAAACAAAACACAAUUCCGAUCCAAACUGAUCAGCAGAGGCAGAUAUGACCUCCCCUGCUCUCUCUUGUAUGGGCCAAGCUCCAAUAACAAUGGAUCCCACAUUUCCAAUAAAACCAAUCACAACUUGAAGGAAUAUUUGACUAGAUAUCCACAUACUCCAAACUCAACUCCACUGAUUUAUGAAAACAAGAAAGAAGAUAACUCUAAUGACUUCUUCGGACAUCAUCAGGUUAUUGUUGCGUUAUAUUAAGCCACAGAACACAACAUACAGGAUCCGUAGUAUUAUUCAGAACAAGCAAGUUAUAAUGCCACGCCCCUGUUAAAGAAACAAGUCUUUGUCUGUUAAUACAUCCAAAAAAACACUAAGGAUGAACCUACUUUUGCGAGAAAUGUAUAUGAUUCAGUAAUCAAAAUGUCAUUGACCCUUGUGUUUGCUUGCUAUGUGAACAAUGUGAAUAGAUAUUGUUUGCAAAGAACACAAUCUUCUGCCGUUCAACACAACAGCAGACUUUUCCCUCACAGAACCCGGCUGACAUUCCUCUAACACUCUUAUUUCAAUGCUGUGUUAUAUCAAUAUGACUUUUAUAAUGUAAUGACUAGUUUACAAUACAUUACAUCAGUUAUUCACCGCUGUACAUAAAGAUGGUGUUAAAGAAUAGCGAUGAUUGGAGGUUAUGGGGACGAGUUUAUGGCAAGGCCAACGAUUCACUAGAGUAAAGAAACAUAUUUCCAUAAGCUGUAUUUUUUCAAUGUCAGAGCUGAGUAAUUUACGUAUGCAUAUUGUAUCAUUACAGAUGAAGUGGAAUGAAUAGGUUCAGGGCUUCACACAGGUUGCUUUCAGAAGGUAAUGAUCGCUCUUGUUGUAGAUGCUUGUAUGUUUUGCAUUAGAUUAGAUAAUUUCUACAAAUGUAAUCAUGUUUUUUUAUCACUGCAGGAAUAUUUUUUGAAUUUAGCCCUACUCUCAAGUCAGUAACCACCUGUUACAUGGAUCCACACAGUUCACAUUUGCCUCUCUCCACUGUAGUGUGCCACACAACACGUCAUUUUUUCCUAAAUGUCAUUAUAGACCAAUUAUUGCCCUCCUUAGAUGCGGCAAAUUAUUUUCAUCCACCGCUCGGAUGACGUUCUGCUGUCGAGAGGAUAUUAUAUUGUUCCCCAGUCUGGCUGAAGUGGUAUUCACGGCGUUAUCACUGAGGCGGGAGGGCUCAUUGUCGUUGUCAUGACACCCGCUGCAGAAUAAUUGGAUGGCUUAUCAGGUUAAGCCAUGAAGCUUAAUUGCAUUGUUUCGUUCCUGACUGGCUGAAGUACAGAGUCCAUUUUAAAAAAAAACCUCAUUUCACCUUUCCAGUUAGUGGAACAUCUGUCUUCUUGAGUGGAAGUGAUUUUUCAAACAUAUUCCCACCGUUUCAGCUCCGUCAUUGACUCCAGCGAUUGAUUAACGUGUGGCUGUUUCAGUUUCUGCUGAUUCAGUGGUUUUGAGGGAUGGGCUGUUGUCCAGCAGCACUCUGACCCGGAUUUGGUUUUCAAUAACGACAUAAUACAGUAUAUGUUUUGAGAAAAAAUGCUUUAUUAGGCAAUGCAGAGAACAGUCUUACAACUAUUGAAUAUACUGGGUCAUUUUGAUUGACUUUAAAGCAAAAGAAAAGAAGUGCAAAAUGAUUUUCUUUUGAAGGGUUAGGUUUUUUUUGGGUUGUUGUUUAAUCCCUAUAAAUUGUAUUUCGGCCAAAAUUGAUCUGCUGGAGUUUUAUUUCCUGUAUCUAGGAUUCAGUAGUUCACUUAUCCCCUGUGAAUCUUCAAUGGAUGCGUUGCUUUGGCACAGCCGAGAAUCUUCCAUGCGUGAGGGAAGGAGGGGAGGUAUCACAUGCCAAUUUAAGUCGGGAGUAUGCUGAAUACAAAUCAGUCUGCGGGGGCUUGAGGUCAAAAAACAUUUGAAGCAUUCAGAGUUUUUCAGAUAAGCUAUUGUUGCCCAAAAUAACCAUAAUGUUUACAAGAUGGGUUUACUUUUCAUAUAUGGUGCUUAUUUUCUAUCUAUGCAAUUAGUGGGUUUCCAACAGUGUUGUGAUAUUAUCAUAAAAGCAAUGUCUAGUGUAUAAACCACAAGCAGUUGCUCUUAACUGUGUAAAAAAAAAAAAGUGUACAGCAUUUGGAAACUGUUAUGGUUUGUUACAUAUUUAUGCAUAAUAAAAUCAUUUGUACAAAUA
This is a messenger RNA of Eleginops maclovinus (Patagonian blennie), 4213 nucleotides long. RefSeq names its product low density lipoprotein receptor adapter protein 1. NCBI's taxonomy places the organism in Eukaryota, Metazoa, Chordata, Actinopteri, Perciformes, Eleginopidae. The record is from RefSeq and is a predicted model, not a curated record. Bases 210 to 1064 code for a protein of 284 amino acids. The transcript has 10 exons.